CGACACUGGUUGGAGUUGAGUGGUCACACCUCUACCGCGGAUAGAGCCACCGGUACUAUUAGGAUAAGAGGCUGAGUGGGCCUCCAGCCGAUAGCCCGUCCAUACUUGUGUUUAAAUUGAAAUGACACAGGAAAAGAAUGGUCAUAAAGGCACACUUGAGCAGAGGAAGUGGAAAUCCUUUCCAGAACAUUGAGAAAACUACUGUACUACAAGAAACUCGUACUUUCAAUGAUACUCCUGUGAAUCCAAGAAAAUGUACACACAUUCUUACAAAAAUUUUGUAUCUCUUGAACCAGGGUGAACAGCUUAGUACUACAGAAGCUACUGAGGCAUUCUUUGCCAUGACAAAACUCUUCCAGUCCCGAGAUGUUAUUCUUCGACGCAUGGUGUAUCUUGGUAUCAAGGAGUUAUCAGCCAUAGCCGAAGAUCUGAUUAUUGUAACAUCAAGCUUGACUAAAGACAUGACUGGGAAGGAGGAUUUGUAUAGGGCAGCCGCCAUACGUGCACUGUGCAGCAUAACUGACGUGACAACACUGCAAGGAAUUGAAAGAUACAUGAAACAAGCAAUUGUGGAUCGUAACUCUGCAGUGAGCAGUGCUGCUCUGGUUAGCAGCUUGCAUCUGACAAAAAUUGCAGGGGAUGUUGUGAAGCGGUGGGUAAAUGAGGUGCAGGAAGCCGUCAACUCUGACAGUGUGAUGGUCCAAUACCAUGCCCUUGGUGUUUUGUACCACAUUCGCAAGUCUGACCGUUUGGCUGUGAACAAAUUGGUUGCCAAGUUGAGUCACAUGUCUUUGAAAUCCCCAUAUGCAGUCUGCAUGUUGAUCCGAAUUGCAUGCAAGCUGCUUGAAGAUGAAGAUUCUUCAGGGGGUGGAUCUUCAGAUUCUCCUCUGUUUGAAUUCAUAGAGUCAUGUCUCCGUCACAAAAGUGAGAUGGUAAUCUAUGAGGCUGCUCAUGCCAUUGUUAAUUUACGCCGAACCACGUCUCGGGAACUGGCACCAGCUGUCAGUGUCCUUCAGCUCUUCUGCAGCAGUCCAAAACCAACUUUGAGAUUUGCUGCUGUCAGAACGUUGAAUAAGGUUGCCAUGUCUCACCCUGAAGCUGUAACAGCUUGCAAUUUGGAUCUGGAGAAUCUUAUCACUGAUUCCAACAGGUCUGUAGCCACUCUGGCGAUAACAACUCUUUUGAAGACAGGAGCAGAAUCUUCAGUGGACAGGUUGAUGAAGCAGAUUGCUAGCUUUGUCUCUGAAAUUAGUGAUGAGUUCAAAAUAGUUGUGGUUCAGGCAAUCCGAGCUCUGUGCCUGAAAUUUCCACGCAAACACAGUGUUCUGAUGAAUUUUCUGUCUGCCAUGUUGAGGGAUGAGGGAGGUCUAGAAUACAAGGCCUCAAUUGCCGACACCAUCAUCACCAUCAUUGAAGAGAAUCCAGAAGCAAAAGAGACUGGUUUGGCACACCUUUGUGAAUUUAUUGAAGACUGUGAACAUACAAGCCUUGCAGUCCGCAUUUUGCAUUUGCUUGGAAAAGAAGGUCCUCGAACUAAACAGCCAUCUAGAUAUAUCCGAUUCAUCUAUAAUCGUGUUAUUCUGGAGAAUGCACCAGUUCGAGCUGCUGCGGUGGCUGCCAUGGCUCAGUUUGGAGCAGCCUGUCCUGAUCUUUUGCCCAACAUACAGGUCUUGUUGGCCCGCUGUCAGAUGGAUACAGAUGAUGAAGUCCGAGACAGAGCUACAUACUACUACAGCAUUCUUGAGACGCAAGAUAAACCAUUAGCCAACCAUUACAUUGUGGAAGGGUUGCAGGUGUCAAUCCCAAGUCUUGAAAGGGCUCUUCAUCAAUACACUAUGAAUCCCACAGAUGUUCCGUUUGACAUGAAAUGUGUACCCUUAGCAGCUGUGCCAUCUGAGGAAAUUGUGAAUCCAUCUGCUAAAGGUGGACAGGCUGAUGGCAUGCUCAUCUCUGCUGCAUCGUCAGGUUCAAAGGUGUUGGCUGUGGCUGCCACUGUUAGUCGUGAAGAAUCAUACGCAGAGAAGCUACGCAGUGUACCUGAAUUAGUGGCAUUUGGUCCACUGUUUCGUAGCUCGGAGCCUGUUGAGCUUACAGAAUCGGAGACAGAGUACGUGGUGCGCUGCAUCAAGCAUUCCUUCCCACAACACCUUGUUCUUCAGUUUGAUUGUGUGAACACAUUAAGUGAUCAGUUGCUGGAGAACGUGCGUGUCGAAGUGGAAACACCCACUGGUUACCAGCUGGUGCAGGAGAUCCCAUGUCCUCGCCUUUCUUAUUCAGAGACAGGAACAGCUUAUUUGGUAUUUCAGUUUCCUGAAGAACUGGGGGCGACAGUGGGAACAUUUAAUGCAACUCUCAAGUUUCUGGUGAAAGAUUGUGAUCCAGCCACAGGCUUGCCAGACUCUGAUGAAGGUUAUGAUGAUGAGUACAUGCUUGAAGAUUUUGAGGUGACACUUGGUGACCAGAUACAAAAAGUAACCAAGGCGAACUUUGGCGCUGCUUGGGAGGAAGCAGGAGCAACUCACUGUGAACUGGCAGACACAUACAGCCUGUCGAAUAUGGGGACACUGGAAGAAGCUGUGAAGAACAUAAUCAGCUUCCUGGGGAUGCAGCCGGUCGAACGGAGUGACAGAAUCCCUGAAGGGAAGUCCUCACACACACUCCUCCUAGCAGGUGUGUUCCGUGGAGGGUAUGAGAUACUAGUUCAAGUGAAACUUGCACUGGCAGCAGCAGUGACAAUGCAGCUUACUGUAAGAUCCACUAAUCCUGAAGUGGCAGAACUUGUGACUUCUGCAGUGGGAUAAUGUGGCAGUGUGGAGUGCUAUAUGUCCCUAUAUUUAAUUCACCAUUGUCUGAGUUGUCCCACAGUGUAAAAAAUGAUGUGAAAUAUUGUGAUACCAAAAUUUAUGCUUUAAUAGAACUUCCAGUAGUUUGUAAUUAUGGUAGAGUUCCUCUUAUUACUGAAUUCAGCUUUACCCUUUUCUCUUCCCCCCUCCCAAUUAAUAAUGUGUCAUGUAUGUAGUAGACCUGUUGGUAGGCAACAAUUGUGAAACAAUUAGACAACAGCUAUUAGUAGGCAACGGCCUGUAAACAACAGAAGAACGGUCAUUUCUGUUCUGUCCAUGCUGAGA
Cryptotermes secundus is the source of this 3128-nucleotide messenger RNA. RefSeq names its product coatomer subunit gamma (gene gammaCOP). Bases 138 to 2801 code for a protein of 887 amino acids. The transcript is spliced from 17 exons. The record is from RefSeq and is a predicted model, not a curated record. Gene Ontology annotation, molecular function: structural molecule activity. Gene Ontology annotation, cellular component: endoplasmic reticulum; Golgi membrane; endoplasmic reticulum-Golgi intermediate compartment. Gene Ontology annotation, biological process: protein secretion; organelle transport along microtubule; intra-Golgi vesicle-mediated transport. Lineage: Eukaryota; Metazoa; Arthropoda; Insecta; Blattodea; Kalotermitidae.